Messenger RNA from Zootoca vivipara (common lizard), 8222 nucleotides. It is a transcript of the gene ZDHHC21, whose product is annotated as zDHHC palmitoyltransferase 21. Gene Ontology annotation, biological process: protein targeting to membrane; peptidyl-L-cysteine S-palmitoylation. Gene Ontology annotation, cellular component: endoplasmic reticulum; Golgi apparatus. NCBI's taxonomy places the organism in Eukaryota, Metazoa, Chordata, Lepidosauria, Squamata, Lacertidae. Gene Ontology annotation, molecular function: protein-cysteine S-palmitoyltransferase activity. The record is from RefSeq and is a predicted model, not a curated record.
GCAGAACAGCAGCCGGAAGCCGGAGUACGGCCGAGUGCAUGGGGCACAUGAGGGUCGGCGGAGCCUCCCACCGGUGAAGUUGCAGAAGUGCUGAGUCAAUGACUGGAAUCAGUAAUGGGCUUCAUGAGAGCCAACAAACUGAAGCUUAAUCCUGAUAAGGCUAAGGUUUUGUAGGCUUAGUCCCCCCCUUUCUGCGUGGAGCAAGCUGCCUUCAGAUUAUGUACAAUGGGUCUACGGAUUCACUUUGUUGUUGAUCCUCAGGGCUGGUUCUGUAUGGGCCUGAUUAUCUUUGUUUGGCUUUUCAACACGUUCUUCAUUCCAAAAAUUAUCCUCUUUCCACACUAUGAAGAGGAGCAUAUAUCACUGGUUACGAUACUGUGUUACUACCUAGUUGCAUUUUUCUGUGUUGUCUCAUUACUGAGAGCCUCAGUAGCUGAUCCAGGAAGACUACCUGAAAGCCCAAAGAUACCAGUUACAGAAAGAGACGUUUGGGAAUUAUGUAAUAAAUGUAAUAUGAUGAGACCAAAGCGUUCCCACCACUGCAGUCGAUGUGGACACUGUGUUAGGAAAAUGGAUCAUCAUUGCCCGUGGAUUAAUAAUUGCGUUGGUGAAGAUAAUCACUGGCUGUUUUUGCAGCUGUGCUUCUACACAGAACUUCUCAGUUCUUAUACACUGCUACUUGAUUUCUGCCACUGUUAUUACUUUGAGCCACUUAAAAAAGUUAAUUGGGAUAUAUUUGUAUUUAGACAUGAACUUGCCCUGAUAAGAAUAUCUACCUUCAUGGGGUUAAUAAUGCUGAUUGGAAUUACUGGACUCUUUUAUACUCAGUUGACUGGUAUAUUCAAUGACACUACAAGCAUAGAAAAACUGGCAAACUGUUGUGAAGACAUAUCGAGACCGCGAAAGCCAUGGCAGCAGACCUUCUCAGAAGUUUUUGGCACUCGCUGGAAGAUCCUGUGGUUUAUUCCUUUCAGGCAAAGGCGACCACUGAGAGUUCCCCACCACUUUGCCAAUCACGUCUAAACAGAUGGAUGGUGGGCACAGAUGGGUCCUCCAUGCUGGAAGUGUGUUGCAGGUUUUGUGAUAAUAGAACCAUGACAGUCCUCAAGCCAAUUAAAAUCUACCCACCAAUCUUAGACGUCACAAUGUGCCCCAGGCUUUAUUUUAAUAAUAAUGAUCUUGAUUCCGUAUUGGGAUUAAAUGCACAUUUCUCUGUUUACUUUUAAAGUGUACUUACUUUCAAAUUAGCUUUUUAGAGGAAUUGCUUUAAUAUUUGAGGUUAAUAUCAACCACAGCUGAUGUACAAAGUUAUGACCAAAAUUGUUUUUAUAUUGGACAGUAUGAUAUGUUUUACAUAGAUGAAUAGGUUUCAAAAGUGUCUUGUCUGCCUUGAAUUUUUUCAUUUAUUUUUUAAAAAUCAAUAAUACUUACCGUACUAGAUUAUGUGGCGAGACCCUUUUCCUGCUUACCUGGCAAAAAUCCACAAAGUUGUCUUUUAUUUAUGAUGCAUGAUAUCAGUUGAACAGUUCAUCUCUGAUGAAAAGGGUGGCGUUUUAACACUGGGUUUUUGGUUUUUUUUAAGCAAGGGCAAUUUUGUGUCUUAUGUCCUCAGUUUUAUAUAUUUAAAAAGUGUUUAUUGUUCCUGUGUAAAAGCAAAACAGAAGAAUUCAGCCCACUGUUAAGUCUAAAAGGAAGAAAAAGAUUCUUUUCCUGUUUUUUGUAAAUGCAAUAAUUAGCCCUUUGUGGUAGAUGUGUAUUUUUAAAAAUUAGGCACGAUCGAGUCAAAGUUAUGCAUCUAAUGGGAGAGGGCAUGUGAGCCAACUGCCCAUCAGUUUCCAGGACAGUAGCUGUGCUAGUCUGUUGCAGAAAAAAAAUAUCCAAAGGUCUUUUAGCACCUUAAUGACUAAUGAAUUUAUUGUGACAUGUGUUUCUGUGGUUUUGGCUGCAAUCCUCAACACAUUUACCGGGGGGGGGAGUCCCAUUGAACUCAAUGGGACUUACUUCUAAGCAGACUUGCAGAAAGACUGCACUGCUUAAUUUUGGCUGGAUCAUCCCUAUAGGUUUUACUGAUUGGUAUAUAAAAUAUAGCUAAUAUAAACUUAUAAAAUACUGUGUUGUCACUAAAAUAAUACUUGUUUUGUAUAGUCACUGCUAGAAAUAUAUAGAAUUUAAAUCGCAGGUGUGCAUAGGCUGGGUAAUAUAUGUGGGAGAUAUUUUUAAAAUAGUAUUUCUAUAUAGCAAAUAUGGAUGUUAAAAGAUAAACAGUAGUUGAGUGCGUAUGAGAUCGUAGCAAUUUAUUAAAUUGCAGUUGGUUAUUGAAAAGGAGAUGAAGCGGGCAUACCUAUACGGCAAUAUUAGACCUGAUCAAACGGUAAUCCGAGUCAAAGAUCUAUGUUGGUGUUGAUCUCAGAUUGAUGUCUAGUACUAAUCAGCAGUAUGGGUGAAUUCUUUAAAAUAAAAAUAAAAAUUAGCAAGAUAGCUCCCCCUUAAAAGGAUGCUUCCUAUUCAGAAGGCUGAUCCAGAGAAAUGUUGUGUAGUGCACUAAAUCAAGGAUAGCAUCACAGUUUGCUGCAAGAACCCUGGCUUAACCCCAGUUUUACUGCUGGUAAAGAAGCAUUGCUGUCCUGGUGCUUUUCCUCCAACCUGGCCUUAUCGUAUCUAUUUCCUUUCCAGUGCUGUUUUCAACCAGUUCAAACGUUGUGUCGUAACUGGUGUGUGCAGCUCUCCCUCCACAGCCCGCUUUUGAGCCUUUGUGCUGCUGAUUGCACAACAGACAGGUGGCAUUGGCAAAGGAAGCAAACCUCUUCUGGUUCUUCCAAAGUUGCCGCGUGCCCAGAUUUCAGCAUAAGCGCUUUGCCCAUGGGAGCACGAUCUGUGCUCCACGCCGUCACCUGUGCUCACCUGUGCUCACCUGUACAAGCAGAUUUUGCACCCUAGCAAUCUUCAGCCUUCGUGGUACUGGGCAGGCAAAUACUGCAUGUGGUUAAAGUGACCCACAGAGACAGUGCCCAUGUCGGAGAGGGGAUCUGUCCUACAAAAACAGAACUAGGCAUCCUGAACUGUAUCUCACAGAGAUGUAACUUUAUUAUAGACUUGAUUACAUUGUGCAAACGAAGAAAUGGCCAGUCCUUUCCUCAGCCCCUGUCCCCCAGCUUCCACGCUCUUCUAAGAAUGGGAUAUUCUGGUAAUUCUGCAUGCAUCGCCAUAAAAAUGACAGCAAUUAUUUCAUGUUUUGAAAUGCCCCUCAGGUCUUUUCAUUUCGAGAAAGCCUGCUGUUAGGCUUUUAGGAAAGUUCAAAUAAGUAACUUAAUAUAAAUGUUCCAUGCAAAUUGAUUAAGAAAAGAGAUGAGCUACCAGUCUUCCAAAAGUCACAAAAGCCAUUCAGAUUUUUGACAGAAGCAGGGUAUACAUUUUCCUUUUAAGGAGCACAGUUCUUAAUUUCCUUUUUCCUAAUAUUGUUUGUGCAGUGGCUUCCGUAACUCCAUUUUAGCACCUUUUAAAAUCAAUUGGAACAGUUGCUCUAUGCAGUUAUGUUAUUGCUAUUAUUUAUUUUGAAAAUCAGAUUUGGGACAGAAGCAGUAAUGACGUCUGUUAAAUGCCUGUUGCGUUCCACUGCCUAAGGUGGGGUGAACAACUGUUAUGAAUGCAUGUCUUUUGUGCAAAGUCUAAAUCUAAGAUAAUUUUGAAUGCAUCAGAAAAACAGUCCUAGUCAUUCUAAAAGUUUCCAUACAUACUAUUCGAGGUUGAGAUAUCCUUAUUUCUCUUGUUCUCAAAGUGCCCUCUCUUGGUUGAAUUAUGUAAUGACAAUGGUAUUCCACCCUCGAAUAAAAAUAAUGUUCUAACUUCAGAAAACAAGAUUCAGGGUAUUUUUAUGUGUCACUUUUUCAUACUUGAGUAUUGAGAUUUUUUGCCAGAAAAUAUGCUUAGAUUCUGAUGCAGGAUGGUGCAAUAAAUGUCUUCUAUCACUUGACUUGGGAAAACAGUCCCUGUGUAUCCAGAAAAUGAAAGGAAAAAACAAAGAGCUUAUUCUGGCACUAUAUUUGCAGUUUUUCGCUGACAUAUCUAGUUAUAAACCUGCCUGGAGUAGUCAAUAUCUGUCCCUGCAACAUCAUCUGACGUGUUAGGGAUUGAGCCUUUGUCAAUUCUCAGGUGGUUAACUCCUGCCAGCUCUGUAUAUACUGCUAUGAAAUCCAAACAGACCAUUGAAAUGGUAAAAGUUCAAUGAAAUGUUGUAAGCUCUCUCUCUCUCUCUCUCUCUCUCUCUCUCUCUCUCUCUCUCUCUCUCUCUCUCUCUCUCUCGUAAAAUGCUAUGAAAUUAUCAGUUUAAAGGAACUGGACUGGAUAUCUGCUCUGUAAUAUUACCUCCCAUUUCAUAAUGAUAGAUAGUUCUGUGGAGUCUCCUCAAAACCACUAAACCCCAGAUUUAAAUCCUAGAAAAUGUUUUUCCUGGUGGAUCUGAAACAUAACAUUAGGAUAAUAAAUUGAGAGAUUAGUUGGAAAUAAAUGUGUUUUAAUGUGGCAAGGGCAGCUGCUUAGCUUUCUACUCUUAUUUUGCAUCUGUGCCGUUUGUUUAUAAUCUCUUAAUUUUUGGAUGUCUGAAUUGAAGUAGUUGAAAAGGGCAUCAUGUUCAUGCGAUGCUAAGCAUUAGUAAUUGCAAACGAGGCAGUUGGGGUGGGGGGUGGGAAAUGCCUGCGAUCUGGCACCUAAAAUAAUUAAUGGACGUGUAAAUGUAUGUAAUAUAAGAACCAGACUUUAGGCGGAAUUUAUUUAUUUGAUUAGAAAAAAUAUAUUUUAACACCUUUAAUUUAUCAUUCCAUUCCAAUAUCAUUAAGGUAGUUACCAACUUGAUUUUGUGGUGAUGUGUCCUGUAAUUUUAACUCCUUGUUCCCUGACUGAAGCACACUUUUGCUUGCAGAGGGUGAUCCUAGGAUGCCAUCGAAUCACAGAAUUGUAGAGUUGGAAGGGGGCACAAGGGUCAUCUAGAUCAACCCCCUGCAAUGCAGGAAUCUUUUGCCCAGUAAGGGGCUUGAACCCACAACCCUGAGAGUAAGAUUCUCAGGCUUUACUGAGUGAGCUAUUCCCUAGCUUAAUCAAUGAGUGAGGAGACUCGGGGUGGGGGUGGGGGCUGGUUCACAGUUACUGUCAGCUGAAUAAAGGUGGAUGGGAAGCCUCACAGGGUGGAUGUAAUGACAAUGUUCGACUGCAAUGAUUGGUGAGUUUCCUGAUCAGCAUACCGUAUUCAUUAGGACCAAGUAAGAGAACAAAAUCUACAAACCUCACCUGCCGAUGGAGACUGGGCACGGCAGUCUUCCCAUCUGGGCCACAGCUCACAGUCAAGCCUAGAGAUCUGCAGGAGCCUCUGUUCCCCCUCUGGGCAGCCUGCAAGUUAGGCAACGCUUUGGAGUAGGGUUCAAAUGUGUACUGCACAUGCCUGUUGAAUCAGGGAUGCAUAUAGCGGCUCCUACACGUGUGAUUUGGUACACAUGCACCCUGCACAACAUGCUUUCUGCACACAUUUAUCAUGGCGGGACAAUCCUAUUGUACUCCGUGUUUACCUCACCGUAUCAGUGUGAUAAAUUACGAGAGGAGCCUCCCUGAAUUUUUAAGAGAUCUGAUCUGGAAAUGCCCUAUCAUGUGCAUUGACUGAAUGAUAAUAUUCCCCCCCCUCCCUUCUCCUAAUCUAAGCUAUAAAAUUAAAAGUGUUAUUACCAUAAUCACAAAAUGGAGGACAGUUUAAAAUUCAUACAAAAAAUGGCUCUGGCUUUCUUAACUUUCUGUGUCAGUAGAAUGAAAACCACCCUUCUAUUAUUUCUUAUAUGUAUAGUCGGUGCCAUGGGACAUAUUUGCAACUAGAAAUAGCACCCCAGUCUUGAAAAAGAUUUAAUGUUAGUGCUGAGAGAUGUAUGCUAUAAGAGCUAACGGUGCUCUGGUGUAAGUCUAGCUGCAUGGCCAUGUUCCCAUAUACCAGGCACGUCCAACAGGUAGAUCAUGAUCUACCGGUAGAUCACUGGAUGUCUGUGGUAGAUCACUGGUAGAACACUGGCUUCCCCCCCCCCAAAGAACCUCAACAACUUUGGCUCCACUAAAAAAUGCUCAACAUUUUAGCCCUUCACCCCCCCCCAAAAAAACAGGGAUUUUCUCCUGCCUCAGGAAAGCUCAACAACUUUGACCUGAACCCCUAAAAAUGGGGCUUUCUUCCUCCCUAAAAAAAGCUUAACAACUUUGACCUGAGCCCCCCAAAAGGGGGUAGAUCACUGCCAGUUUUUAACUCUGUGAGUAGAUCGCAGUCUCUUCAGAGUUGGCCACCCCUGCCAUAUACUGUACAUCCAUUUCAUUAAAGGGAUGUGAAUGGUAUGUAAAGUGAAGAAUUCACAAUGGCACUUCCUCCAUUUGUUUUCAUCAACUUGGGAGCUUUAUACUGCAGCAAGCACAGCCUUAGAACUGGACUUGUCAUGCUAGUGUAUGAGGAUAAAUAUAUUUACAGUUCUAUAACAUGCAAGUUAGGUUUCAGAGCUUAUUUUUCAGAAACCUUCUUCAGAUAAUCCAAGCACUCAGGCCCUACUAGCCCCACUGCAGAUUCAUAAUGCAGUGACUAGGAAAGGCAGGCAGAGCCCAGAACUCCCUGUAAAUUCUCUUGCUCAGGAGAUAGGCCUGGUGCAGCUUUGCGUAGACUCCAUAGACUAGGGGGACGUUCUGUUUCUUGGACAAAAUGAAUCUUCUCCCUACGGCCCCUUUUUAAAAUACUGUGCAGCUUGGGUUGGGUUGGGUUGUUAGACAGCAAGAGCUUGGUGUUAUUGGGAGCUACUGUAGACCCCUGGAUUUGAAAGGUAAUUCCAUUUCAAACAUGGGUCAAGAACUUAUGGGGCACUUAGCCUAAUGCUAUGCAGGUUUAGGUGGAAGUAAACCCUGUUGAUGUCAGCAUUGGCACACACCAUCCCUGAGCAACUGUUUAAGGGACCCAGCAAUUCCCACACCUGACACCAUCUCCCGGGGACUCCAUCCCAGUGCUUCAGGGCAUUGUGAAAAAUGGAAAGGGUAGCUCGAGCCAAUCACUCGGCACUGCUUAGAAUGCCUUUCCUACCAUCGCCACUCCCCGUGGCUUGUGUUUAGUCGUUUAGUCAUGUCCGACUCUUCGUGACCCCAUGGACCAUAGCACGCCAGGCACUCCUGUCUUCCACUGCCUCCACCAGUUUGGUCAGACUCAUGUUUGUAGCUUCAAGAACACUGUCCAGCCAUCUUGUCCUCUGUCGUCCCCUUCUCCUUGUGCCCUCCAUCUUUCCCAACAUCAGGGUCUUUUCCAGGGAGUCUUCUCUUCUCAUGAGGUGGCCAAAGUAUUGGAGCCUCAGCUUCACGAUCUGUCCUUCCAGUGAGCACUCAGGGCUGAUUUCCUUCAGAAUGGAUAGGUUUAAUCUUCUUGCAGUCCAUGGGACUCUCAAGAGUCUCCUCCAGCACCAUAAUUCAAAAGCAUCAAUUCUUCGGCGAGCAGCCUUCUUUAUGGUCCAGCUCUCACUUCCAUACAUCACUACUGGGAAAACCAUAACUUUAACUAUACGGACCUUUGUUGGCAAGGUGAUGUCUCUGCUUUUUAAGAUGUUGUCUAGGUUUGUCAUUGCUUUUCUCCCAAGAAGCAGGCGUCUUUUAAUUUCGUGACUGCUGUCACCAUCUGCAGUGAUCAAGGAGCCCAGGAAAGUAAAAUCUCUCACUGCCUCCAUUUCUUCCCCUUCUAUUUUCCAGGAAAUGAUGGGACCAGUGCCCAUGAUCUUAGUUUUUUUGAUGUUGAGCUUCAGGCCAUAUUUUGCGCUCUCCUCUUUCACCCUCCCCAUGGCUAGAUCAGCCUAUUAGGACCCACUGAUGGGCGAGAAGACUCACCAGAGGGCACUUUGAUCCAGGCCUAUCACAAACCUGAGACCAGCCCAUUUGGGGGUUGGGCCCCCAGCAAGUGUGAUUCAUUUUUCAUAUGCGGUAUAUAUACCUCUCUACCUCGCACAAUACAAGUUAAAGAUUGGAAAAUAAUUUACCCAAUAAGAGUGCUGUGUCCAUUUUUUUGUUUAAUCAUCACACAGUAUCUCAGCAAACAGGUUAAUGGCAAGAUAAGUUGAAAUGGCAGAGAAGACUUGAUUGUGGAAAAGGCAUGCCCAAAAUAAUGCAAACUGCAUUUGAUGGUCCCAUUGAUAAUGGUAUUGACAGUGCAAAUUCCUAACACGGCCCAAAGCUAAUCAAAU